AUGGGCUCUGAUGAUGAUCAAUCAGAUGAGAUGGCUCUGAACUUGACAAAGGCUGCAACUGAUCAAGGUCAGGGAGGCCUGGAGGAAAAAACCCGUUCAAAUUUGACCACCCAACUGACGGUUGACUUGGUAAAGGAUGAUCCCAGCGAUGACCCAAUGGAACUGUUUGAAACCGUUUGGCAUGCUUUGAUACCUCCCAAGAGCGGACACAAGCAACCCCCUCCUUCCAAAAUCGCCGAGGAUGGCGCACUGAAAGGACAGCCGCUUGUUGCCUCUCCCAAGAAACUCAAUCCAAGCAAUGACCCCAUGGAAUUUGUUGAAAUUGUUUGGCAUGCUUUGACAACGGCGUUUCCACCAACCAUUGAUCAUUCUUUGGACAGAUUCUCAAUUGGAUGGUCCACAAAACAAGGUCGGACCCAGAACAAAAUUUUCAACUAUUUACACACAACAACAAUCCUAUUUUAUGAUGUCUGCGCUGCCCAUCAGAAGUGGCCAACAACCAUGGGCUCGAAUGAAGCAAAAUCACAAGAGACGGCUUUGAAAUCGACAAGGACUGCACCUGAGCACGCUCAGGAAGGUCUGGAGGCAACAACCCGCUCGAAUUCUACCACCCUAUUGACGGUUGACCUGGUGAAGGACAACCCCAAUGCUUGCAUUUCCUCCAUGUUGUACAGCAUAUUUGUCUUGUUUCUUUCUCUGGAAAAGAUACAGCAGACCGAUUUUCUUGGUCUACCCUUCCAAAUCCCCACCAACAGAGUGGGAGCGCCAAUCUGCCCAUUGACAGAUGACUUGAGAGAAUUGCAUUCAAUUCUUUCCUUGGAAAAGGUACCCACAAAAUUCCUCUGUAUCCCAGGAGAAAUCCUUGCAUCUUGUUUGUACUUCCCCACCAACAGUGGGAGCGCCAAUCUGUCCCCUGACAUGAUUGACUAG
This is a messenger RNA of Cylindrotheca closterium, 930 nucleotides long. Lineage: Eukaryota; Bacillariophyta; Bacillariophyceae; Bacillariales; Bacillariaceae. The record is from the annotation of a GenBank genome assembly.